Molecule: messenger RNA, 837 nt
Organism: Trichoderma harzianum CBS 226.95
Lineage: Eukaryota; Fungi; Ascomycota; Sordariomycetes; Hypocreales; Hypocreaceae
Exons: 1
Coding region: 1-837 (278 amino acids)
Source: RefSeq, a predicted model, not a curated record
AUGCCAUCCAGUAUCAUAGCCGAGGUCACCCGCCUGGAUCUCAAAGAUCUCCGUGCUCCUUUGGCGUCAAUCACUGACGUCAAGCCCCUAUCCUCCUAUAAUUGGAUUGAGGCUCCCACACCCACCAUUGCUGUCCCAGGUAGCCCGCCUCUUUGGUCUCCUCUCAGAGGUUCUAGACGGCUGCGAAAGGACUCUGGUCUUGUCUACAUCGCCCAAAAUGCAGCUCGCCAUCCGGACAGUCCACUCGAACCUUUGUUUCGCGCCGUAUAUAUAACAAAUCCAACGUUUGACAUCCGUUUAAUUGAUGUGGUAACCGACCGGAACAACGUCCGCAAGCUCCUGUCAUUCAUCAACCCCGGCUCGCUACAAGAUGGACUUCAAACAUUCACCAUCCACAUUGAAGUCACAAAAAAUACAGCAAUCUUUUGCCGUGAAGAGACCACCACCCAAGAAUAUAUCGGGCCGCAUGAAUUCAGAGGCUUUGGUCACGAGUUUGAGAAAGCGUACACAACUAACCAGAUUGAUGGUAGCACGGGACAUCAUAGAGUAAUAUCAUACCGCUUUGGCGAUUUGAACUUCAUCGUCCGCCAUGAAACGGACGGAUAUGUCGCUGAUACAAUGCCCCAUAGCCAAGAGCCGGGAGAUACCAACCUCUCAAACAUACUAGCAUCAUUAUCCUUAUCACCGUCUAAGGGCCUAGCUGAUAUCACCCCUACGGGAUCUAAGUUGACCAUCCGGAAAGAAGGCCUGGUGGUACCGCCCGAAUUGAUCCUUGAAAUCAAAACACGUGCCUCCCAUAAGCCUCUUCGUAUUCACGAGCUUUUCAACAACUCUUAA